UCUAGCUUCGUGAGGUCCGGAUGCUUCUGUUAUUAGAAUGAUGGACCAGAAAGGACCAAAAAUAUAAACGCAGGAUCCAUAAAUGUUGUGUCUUUUUCAGGAUGUGUUAUUUGUUUGUUCUGAAAGCUGGACCAUAAAAGGUCAUCAGGCAAACAGGGACCCUGUAAUUUGCAACCAGAAUAUAUAGAAUAGAAUAAUAACAGAACUGGAAGAGACCUUGGAGGUCUUCUAGUCCAACUCCCUGCUCCGGCAAGAAACCCUACACCACUUCAGACAAAUGGCUGUCCAAUCUCUUCUUGAAAACCUCCAGUGUUGGAGCACCCACAGCUUCUGGAGAUCAAAAUGUCUCUCCUUCCAUUUUCUUCCACAAUGAAAAUAGAAGCAGAUGCGAGGCAGGUUGGAUGGAAAGAAUGGCAGAGAGCACGAAGACCUCUGUUGGAUUAACUAAGAAAAGACAAGUUUUCCGCAAUAUGAAGAGAAAGCAUAAUUGUGAAGGCAUGAACAGGGCAAGCGUUUCCAAGCCACAACUUCUAUGUCUACUUCUAUUUUGGGGGAUUCUGCUCUUUUCUGCUGAGGGGACAUCAAAGCACCAUGUUCCAAGACUGAAACUCUCUUACAAAGACUUGCUGCUUUCGAACAGCUGCAUCCCGUUCCUGGGCUCGGCGGAAGGACUGGAUUUUCGGACCCUGCUGCUUGAUGAAGAAAGGGGUCAUCUCCUGCUCGGCGCUAAGGACCACAUAUUCCUGCUCAGCUUAGUCGACUUAAACAAAAAUGGAAACAAGAUAUUUUGGCCCGCAGCAAAGGAAAAAGUGGAUUUAUGUAAACUAGCUGGGAAAGACGCCCAUACAGAUUGUGCCAACUUUAUCAGGGUCCUUCAGCCUUACAACAAGACUCACGUUUAUGUCUGCGGUACGGGAGCUUUUCAUCCGGUCUGUGGCUACAUCGAUCUCGGAACACACAAAGAGGAUGUCAUGUUCAGAUUUAAUACUCACCACCUGGAAUCUGGCAGGCUGAAAUGUCCCUUUGACCCCCAGCAGCCUUUUGCAUCGGUCAUGGCAGAUGGCUACCUUUACUCUGGAACAGCCUCCGACUUCCUUGGCAAGGACACGGCGCUCACCCGAUCUCUGGGCGCAUCGCAAGACCAGCACUGCAUCAGGACGGAUAUGUCCGAACACUACUGGUUGAACGGAGCAAAGUUCAUUGGAAUCUUUCCUAUCCCAGACACCUAUAAUCCAGACGAUGACAAAAUCUAUUUCUUUUUCCGAGAAGUUUCCCAAGAGAGCAGCACCUCCGAGAGAGCCAUUCUUUCCUACGUCGGCCGCGUCUGUCAGAAUGACAUUGGAGGUCAACGCAGCCUGAUCAACAAGUGGACAACAUUCCUGAAAGCCAGACUGGUUUGCUCCAUCCCAGGUCCAGAAGGAGCCGAUACACAUUUUGAUGAACUCCAAGACAUAUUCUUGCUUUCCACGAGAGACGAAACGAACCCCGUGGUCUAUGGCGUUUUCACAACCACCAGUUCUGUGUUCAAGGGCUCAGCGGUUUGUGUCUACAGCAUGGCCGACAUCCGAGCAGUCUUCAGCGGCUAUUACGCCCACAAAGAAAGUGUGGACCACCGCUGGGUUCAGUACGAUGGGCGAAUUCCCUAUCCUAGGCCUGGCACAUGUCCGAGCCGAACCUACGACCCCACGGUCAAGACCACCCGGGAUUUCCCCGAUGACGUCAUCAGUUUCAUCAAGCGCCACCCCUUGAUGCACAGAGCGGUCCAGCCGGUGGGCCGGGCUCCGGUCUUCACCCAGGUCAACGUGGACCACCGGCUGACCCAGAUCGUGGUGGAUCGAGUCACGGCCGAAGACGGACAGUAUGACGUCCUGUUUCUAGGGACAGAUGCUGGAACUGUGCUGAAAGUUUUGAGCAUCACCAAAGAAAAAUGGGACAUGGAAGAGGUGAUCCUGGAAGAACUACAAGUAUUCAAGCAUCCAUCACCUAUCUUGACCAUGGAAAUGUCUCCAAAGCAGCAACAAUUGUACAUUGGUUCCAGAGAUGGGCUGGCUCAGCUUUCCUUGCACAGAUGCCACACAUAUGGGAAGGCGUGUGCUGAUUGCUGCCUUGCCAGAGACCCGUAUUGUGCUUGGGAUGGAAAUUCCUGCUCCAGAUACACCCCAACUUCCAAAAGGCGUGCAAGGAGGCAAGAUGUGAAAUACGGAGACCCCAUUACCCAGUGCUGGGACGUUGAAGACAGCCUUAGUCUUGAAACCGGGGACGAAAAGGUGAUUUUCGGCAUUGAAUUUAACUCAACGUUUCUGGAAUGUGUCCCAAAGUCACAGCAAGCUUCCAUCAGGUGGUUUGUUCAGCGUUCUGGAGAAGAGCACCGAGAAGAGUUGAAACCCGACGAAAGGGUCUUCAAGACAGAAUACGGGCUGCUAAUCCGUAGCUUGCAAAAGAAGGACACUGGGACGUAUUACUGUAAGGCGCAGGAACACACCUUUGUCCACACCAUCGUGAAGUUAAACUUGAACGUCAUCGAGAACGGACAGAUGGAGAACAGUCACAGAGUGGAAGAAGAACCGAGCCGGACGCGAGAUCUCCAAGCCGAGUCCCGGCUGAGAUACAAAGAUUAUCUCCAGCUGCUUAGCAGUCCCAGCUUCAGCCUGGACGAGUACUGUGAGCAGAUGUGGCACCGGGAAAAGAAACGGCAGCGUAACAAAGGCGGUCCAAAAUGGAAGCAUGUUCAAGAGAUUAAGAAGAAACGGAACCGGAGGCAUCACCAGCCCUCAUCCACAUAGCUCCUAGGUCUUAUUUAAGAGACAGUUGUGCCAUGGAGAGUACUUUUGCUGUGGUUGUGGUGGGCUUCUCUCCAGCAAUGUUGCUUCUCAAAGAGACCUGGUGGCACAUAAUCACCAAGGUCCUUGAGAUCUUUGGACAAAUAGACCAUUAAUGGGGGGAAGCCUUUGGGAUUUGUAUGUUCCUCAGUUCUGAACUGAGAUAAAACAAUGCUCUGCAAAGUUCCUUGAUGAAGGAGAUCCAGGGGCUGCUUCCCCAAGGUUGAACAAAAGGCCUGUGGGAUGAUUGAACUAUUAAGUUCAAGGAAACUAAAAAAUAGGUGUGGCUGUCAGACUGUGAGAUUUCUUCCAGCCAUCCAUAGAUCCUCAUCCAGACACAUUUUGGGUCCACCCACAAAUGUCCUGGGUGGAAUGGACAGGUGAGAAAGGCUUUGUAUUAGGGAAGAAGAGGGAUGCCUUCGUAUAUCAAACCAGUGUAAUCUUAGCUUCAUAGAAAGAAGGUGGACAUGAGUGGCAACCGGUUGGACCACUGUCUGUUGAAAGAAUACACCGACACAGAUUGGAACUGCCAACAGAUGGAAGACAAUUGAGCAGAAGGUUGGACUAGAAGACCUCCAAGGUCCCAUCCAACCCUAUUAUUCUAUCUUCUCAUAUCCAGGAGGCAAGUGGGUGGCCAGCGCAGAAUUUCUGGCAACACCCAUUUUCUUUGGAAGAUAUUUUUUUGUCCCUCUUCUCCACGUCUCUCUUGCCUUACCACGUUAACUCUCUUGCUGCUUUUCAGGUGUUUCUUUCACAUGAAAUCUAGACCGAUUAACUCUACCGGCAAAAGGAGGGGAGCAGCAUUGUUGAGAAGAUGUGGGAAAACAGCCUUUUCCCCGGUAUGUUAGAAGCCUUAGCGCAUUGGCGGAAAUUGUGUUUUAUAUUUUUACUAAAAUAAAAUGAAAACAAAGUCCAUGUGUAAAUAAUGCGCACAAAAGAGAUGGGCAGCUUCAAAAAUUUUGUAAAAUAUUCUCUUUUUUUUUUUUAAUUUUUAACUUUUUGCUGCUUAAAUGAUUGAUACGUUUUUGCAAAAGGACGCCUUAUUUUCAGCAGGUUGUUACUCUCAAGCAGACAAAUGAAACAGGCCAGCCAAAGUUACAAUCCUGGUUUCAUAGAAGCUGGUUUGUAGCAUCAGAAGCGAGACGGAGGAGAGCCUAGUUUGCUGAUUUUUCAGGCUGUUUUUGCACAAGCAUUGUCUUCUUGACGCCAAUUCUCCAUCCGUUGCCCUUACCUCACCUAACGCCCUACUGUUUCAUGCCUUUUGUCAGUGUGAAAUGACAAAUUAGCCAUUUUCCUUACAGGUUUUGAUUGAUACCAAAAACGGCAGGUUUUUCUUAUUUCUCAUGCGUUCUCUUUCAUCUUGGGAGUAAAUUUUGUGGGAAAUCCAUGUAAUUGGCGUGGCACUCAAUAAAACAGAGGCUGGUUUUGAUUCCCAGCUUUGGGGGGGAAAUAGAUGUUUCUUUACGUA
This is a messenger RNA of Pantherophis guttatus, 4287 nucleotides long. The record is from RefSeq and is a predicted model, not a curated record. Lineage: Eukaryota; Metazoa; Chordata; Lepidosauria; Squamata; Colubridae.